Messenger RNA from Odontomachus brunneus, 1448 nucleotides. It is a transcript of the gene Rpb7, whose product is annotated as DNA-directed RNA polymerase II subunit RPB7. Gene Ontology annotation, cellular component: RNA polymerase II, core complex; P-body. Gene Ontology annotation, molecular function: single-stranded RNA binding; translation initiation factor binding; single-stranded DNA binding. The transcript is spliced from 8 exons. Gene Ontology annotation, biological process: DNA-templated transcription; positive regulation of nuclear-transcribed mRNA poly(A) tail shortening; transcription initiation at RNA polymerase II promoter. The record is from RefSeq and is a predicted model, not a curated record. The coding region runs from base 178 to 699 and encodes 173 amino acids. NCBI's taxonomy places the organism in Eukaryota, Metazoa, Arthropoda, Insecta, Hymenoptera, Formicidae.
GGAAUCUGAACGCACCUAAAGAUGGCCGCCCGAUAUUUUUCCAACCACUCGCUAAAUACGGGAUUAGUAAUCUAGUUUAUAUAUAGAGAAGUCUGUGUUGAAAGAUUGUCCGAUUUACCUAAAAUCUUCUAGUAUAGAUACUAAUCAUAUAUUUUUUCCAACUAAUACAUAUACAUCAUGUUUUACCACAUUUCAUUGGAGCACGAGAUUUUGUUGCAUCCCCGAUAUUUUGGUCCUCAAUUACUAGAUACAGUAAAACAGAAACUUUAUACUGAAGUAGAAGGUACUUGCACAGGAAAAUAUGGUUUUGUCGUCGCUGUUACGACAAUUGAUAAUAUAGGAGCUGGUAUUAUACAACCUGGACAAGGCUUUGUAAUUUACCCAGUAAAAUAUAAAGCUAUUGUAUUCAGACCAUUUAAGGGUGAAGUAUUGGAUGCAAUUGUUACUCAAGUAAAUAAGGUCGGGAUGUUUGCUGAAAUAGGACCACUUUCAUGCUUCAUAUCUCAUCAUUCAAUUCCUGAAGAUAUGCAGUUCUGUCCAAAUGUGAACCCAGCUUGUUAUAAAUCAAAGGAAGAGGAUGUCAUUAUUCAAGCGGAUGACGAAAUCAGGCUAAAAAUUGUGGGCACGAGAGUUGAUGCUACAGGAAUUUUCGCUAUUGGAACGUUAAUGGAUGAUUAUCUCGGUCUCGUAUGCAACUAAUAUCUGCAUCUUUUAUAUUAUAUUUAUAAAAAAUUAUAUAAAUAUUUUAUAACAAAAAUUAAAUUGAUGUUCAAUUAUAUAUACCAUGUAUUCUAUGUGUAUGAGCAUUGAGCUCGCGCGCGCGUGUGUGUAUAUGCGUGUACGCAUAUGCACGCGUGCACAUGUGUAUAGCAUGUUAUAUGUAUUCAAUGGGAAAAUUUGUUUUUGGAAGGCAUAUUUUUCUACUGAAUACGGAAUCUAUUGUGAGAUUCAUCGAUGUAAAUGCUGAGUUUUCUUUUUUGACUUAAUUAUUUUUUAAUCGUACACACUAUAUUAUGUAUGCUUUUUACUAUUAUAGAGUUAUUUAUACGAGUUAUUUAUAUUUCGAUUUUACGUUUAUGUGUAAGCAUAGACAUGAUAAGAAUAAGCCGAGCGUGUCCAUAAUUUUAGUACCGAAAAUCGUAUAAAAAAAAAUAACUGAAAACGAAGACCUCGUAUCUCUUUCUCUCUCUCUGGAUUACACAAUAAAAGAAAGACGAAGAUAUGGCAUUCGCCUUUUCUCUUUUUACAUGAACUUCAGGUCUUAUACUUGGUUUAUUUUAUGUACGUAAGUCUGAAAAUUCUAUAAAUAACUCUAGUUAUAAUGGUGAUAUGUAACGCAGUGUGUAGACAUUUUUUCUGUUAGAUUUAUAUUAAUGUAAAACUAUUAUAAUCACAGUUUUGACAUGUCAUUCUUACUCCUUUGAAUAAACGAUAAAUAAUAGAGUAUA